Rana temporaria (common frog) is the source of this 936-nucleotide messenger RNA. RefSeq names its product sushi domain containing 3 (gene SUSD3). Gene Ontology annotation, cellular component: plasma membrane. NCBI's taxonomy places the organism in Eukaryota, Metazoa, Chordata, Amphibia, Anura, Ranidae. The transcript has 4 exons. The record is from RefSeq and is a predicted model, not a curated record. Bases 295 to 882 code for a protein of 195 amino acids.
CGGCUCCCUGCAGCACAUAUAAUACAGCGCACACUCGCAGCUCUUCGCUUCCAGCCGCUCAGACUUGAGCAAAUAUUUCACUCCUUUAACUGUUUCUGUCCGCUGCAGAUUAGAGAUUAAUGAGAUAGCAGGAGGAGAUCUGGGCCAGCUUGUCAUUAUGCGUUCAGAAGAUUGAUGCUUCAUUAAACCUCUUGCAGGAGAAGAGGAAGCCCAGGGGCAAAGCAGACAGGCAUCUCCACUCCAUUCUUACCUGCUUUCUCCCCUUCCUAUGUGUGCCUGCCAUUGAAUGAGGACAUGCAGCCAGCUACAGCCUCAGUACUGGAUCUGUCAAGGACUGUUCUGAUCACAGAAGAGAAAAACAAUUCCUACAACAGCACAGGUCAGUGUAAAAAGAUUGUGGCUCCCGAGUCAGGCUCCUACCAUAUCGUACACGGCAAUGGCUCGUCAGUGGGGACUGUUAUUAUGUUCCAGUGCUCCUCUUCCUAUCAACUGGUCGGAGAAGGGCUAACAACCUGUGUCUGGAAGGGGAAUAGUACCUUAUGGACGUCUGGAACACCAACCUGUAAACCUCUAUCAAAAUAUGAGACGUUUGGAUUUAAAGUGGCGGUCAUUGCCUCUAUUGUGAGCUGCGCCAUCAUCCUGCUCAUGUCGAUGGCAUUUUUGGUUUGCUGUCUUGUGAAAUGUGUGAAAAAAAGUGAAAAGAGAAGAUCCAAAAGAGACAAGGUCGUAUGGCAUCAAUUAGAAUGCGAGGAACUGGAGAACAUGCAGGCGGCAUAUUUUGCAAUGAAAGGGGGAAAUAACAACAACAACAAGCCAGCGAGGCGGCCGAGAAUCGACGAAUGGCUUAAUAUGGUUUAUGAGAACCAAGGGUUUUGUAGGUGAGCUUUAAAUAAAACAGACCUUUGUUGUGUGUAUGAAUGAUUGGAAAGAUACAAA